AUGGCGCCUGUUCCGGAGAUUCUGACCGUGUUAUUCAAGCGCAUGGUCACCAAUGAAGCUCACAAUCACCCGACGCCGACCCAUGUUGGUGGAUCCGGAUCCGUCUCCCCCGAUUCGAUCAGCAAUCCUGCCAUCUUCGCUCUUUUCGCUUUCGUCGGCGUAGGAAUGAUCGUAGCAUCGCUAUGGUUCUUCUUCUGGGCCAAGAAUGGAGGAUUCCAAUGGAAACAGAACGACUGGGAGGAGUACAAAUCAACUGUCCUCCGACGCAAAGGACCCGACGGAAGGACCCUGAGUAACGCGACCAAGAGCACGAAAUUGGGCAACGGAACUAUUGUGGGAACUCAGCACUACGCAUGGGAGAAAGAGAUGGCGCGGUCGGUGGUUGGUCGCGACGAAAAGGGAAGGAAAGGUAUAUUGGGACGCCGAGGAUGGGGUGGAACUCACAGUGUCUUCUACGACGAUGGCUACAUGACCGAGUCUUUCGCAACACGUACUGUCGUCACCGAUGAGAUGAGCGAGCUGCGAUCUGACGCCGAUACCGAAGAGAGAGAAAAGCACACCAAGCGCUACCGUGACCGCGACGUGCAGCAGUACAAGAAGGAACGUCCCGCGCGUGUCGGCGGUCUCAACCGCGUCGCCGAUGGUAGCCACUUCGACUACACCAACUCUGAACGCUCCGACAUCAUGACUGAGACUGUCAUCAGCGACAGUUCCACGCAUCCCAUGCUCGAGAAGCCUUCGGCACAAGAAAUACAAGCACGCAAAGACAAAGAGCGUGCCGAGCGCAAGGCCCGCGACGAAGUUGCUCGUAUGGAGCGCCGAUGGAAACGCGAGGCCGAAGAAGCCGCUGCCAUGCUCGCGCGCGAGAACCAACGUCCUGCACCGACUCUCUCGCGGAAGAGCGCUCUACCAUCAUCGUCCCGGCCGAUCUCCAACAAACAACACGGCACCGCCAACUAUCGCGAAGCCUCGCCCCGCAAACGCGAUUUCUCCUACCAAGACGGGCCGGAGUCGGAGAUUCUGAGCACAUCAUACACCGAAUCUGUCACCACCGCGAGCGAUCGUGCGCCGCCGAGCUAUUACGAUCGGUAUCGCCCGAACGGGGCCAUGGCCGCGGCAGCUGCUGCAGCGACCCGCUACCCGCCUUCCGCCUCCGAUCGUUCAGCGAGACACAGCUCCCCUAAGAAGAAGCCCAAUGGAGGCGGCGGAGGCUACCGCCGAGGAGGCAAUGACAGCGAUCUCGACUAG
This is a messenger RNA of Dissoconium aciculare CBS 342.82, 1248 nucleotides long. RefSeq lists its product as uncharacterized. NCBI's taxonomy places the organism in Eukaryota, Fungi, Ascomycota, Dothideomycetes, Mycosphaerellales, Dissoconiaceae. The transcript has 2 exons. The coding region runs from base 1 to 1248 and encodes 415 amino acids. The record is from RefSeq and is a predicted model, not a curated record.